AUGUCUCUGACCAAGGCUGAGAGGACCAUGGUCGUGUCCAUAUGGGGCAAGAUCUCCAUGCAGGCGGAUGCCGUGGGCACCGAGGCCCUGCAGAGGCUCUUCUCCAGCUACCCGCAGACCAAGACCUACUUCCCGCACUUCGACCUGCACGAGGGCUCCCCGCAGCUGCGCGCGCACGGCUCCAAGGUGGCGGCCGCCGUGGGCGACGCGGUCAAGAGCAUCGACAACGUGGCGGGCGCGCUGGCCAAGCUGAGCGAGCUGCACGCCUACAUCCUGCGCGUGGACCCGGUCAACUUCAAGUUCCUGUCCCACUGUCUGCUGGUCACGCUGGCCUCGCGCCUCCCCGCCGACUUCACGGCCGACGCCCACGCCGCCUGGGACAAGUUCCUGUCCAUCGUGUCCAGCGUCCUGACGGAGAAGUACCGCUGA
Equus caballus (horse) is the source of this 429-nucleotide messenger RNA. It is a transcript of the gene HBZ, whose product is annotated as hemoglobin subunit zeta. NCBI's taxonomy places the organism in Eukaryota, Metazoa, Chordata, Mammalia, Perissodactyla, Equidae. Gene Ontology annotation, cellular component: haptoglobin-hemoglobin complex; blood microparticle; hemoglobin complex. The record is from RefSeq and is marked provisional. Gene Ontology annotation, molecular function: oxygen carrier activity; organic acid binding; haptoglobin binding. Gene Ontology annotation, biological process: hydrogen peroxide catabolic process; oxygen transport.